AUGACAUAUCCCUCGGUCAAUGGAAGACAUCGUCAAGCAGGGCGCGGAAAGGCUUUGAAGGUCGUUCACCUUGGUCGUGUGGCUCAGAGAACCUCGAUAUUUGGUGGUGGUCUCAAGAAUCGGAUCGAUUAUCGGGGCUUUGGUGGUGGAGGUUUUGGGAGAUCCGUAGUAUCGUAUGCGCCACGGCCCAUGUUGAAAGAUUGAACUUCUCUGGAAAUCAUCAUGUCGGUUUGUGAGUCUGGAGAAAAGGUCUUGUCAGUCACGCUCAGAGAUAUUGGUGGUACUCCAGGAACACCCAAUUGACACAUGUCACGCAAUUGCAGGCGAGUGGGUCUGACUCACGAUGCUUUGAUUAAGCUGCGCAGGGUUGAGGUGCUGAGCAAAAAGGGGAUCCGAGAAACGUUGAACAGUUUAUGA
Messenger RNA from Hymenoscyphus albidus, 417 nucleotides. The record is from the annotation of a GenBank genome assembly. Lineage: Eukaryota; Fungi; Ascomycota; Leotiomycetes; Helotiales; Helotiaceae.